Messenger RNA from Zychaea mexicana, 1005 nucleotides. RefSeq names its product exocyst complex subunit Sec15-like-domain-containing protein. The annotation marks the transcript as partial. The transcript is spliced from 5 exons. Gene Ontology annotation, cellular component: membrane; exocyst. Gene Ontology annotation, biological process: Golgi to plasma membrane transport; exocytosis; intracellular protein transport. NCBI's taxonomy places the organism in Eukaryota, Fungi, Mucoromycota, Mucoromycetes, Mucorales, Lichtheimiaceae. The record is from RefSeq and is a predicted model, not a curated record.
UCCGGGAGUAGGGAAACGCGCGAAUUACAGCAAUAUCCAAGCUCUCAUUUACAAGAUCUGGUUACGUUUUUGACAAACGUUACAAAUGCGGCACUAUUGAAUUUGCCCGAGUCUAUUAAAAGCCUAUUGUACUUUGACGCCUUGGAGCAUUUGAGUCAUUCCCUGAAGAACCUCCUUUUGGAUCCGGAUAAUAGAAUUAUCACUGAAGUUGCAUUACGCAACUUUGAUACCGAUGUUCGAUUUAUGGAAGACUUCGUACAUCAACUAGGUGAUCCAACGAUUCUGGAUACGUUUGCCGAGCUUCGUCAGCUUAUUGAUCUCGCAAUGAGCGAUAACUCGGAAGAAUAUCUGACACCUCAAGUUCGAAGCCGCAAAUAUGGUCGAGUGAAUGGACGGGACGUGAUUGUCUUUUUUGAAAAAUUGUUACGAGACAAUAGCACCGCUUCCUAUACCAGCACUCCCAGGCAGAAAGCACACCGUAAAGGCAUGGAAAAUGUCGCAAGGGUCCUUCGUUCUGUACAUAUAUAAAAUACAAAGCAUACUAUUAUUAUCGAUAAUAAACAACUUUUUCUUUCGCUCUAUUAUUUUUCUAACUUUGUGGUCACUUUGUCCAAGGCUUCGUCUGCUUUAUCGAUGCCUAAGACUUGAGCUCGCUCGAAACGUGUCUUGGCAUCAUCCAAUCUACCCAUAGCUUCGUAUACACAUCCAAGGUUAUAUUGGAUCUCGCCGUCCAAAGGAUUAAAGUUUGAUGCUUGUUCCAGAUGUUUGACGGCUUCAGGCACGUUCUUUAACAUCAGAAAGGCAGAAGCGAUGUUGGUGUGAGCAUCGGCUUGGUUAGGAUCGAAUUCUAGUGAUCGUUCAAACGCACGAAUAGCAUCCUGAUGCUUGCCUAUAGCGGAUAUGAAAGAGGUUGUUUAGUUUCAAAUGAUGAUGAAAAUAGGCGUUGACUUUCUUACCCAUCUGAAAAUAGCAUACGCCAAUGUUAAAGUGACCAGGUGCUUUUUA